AUGAAUGGUAGCGGUUGCCAAGGCGCUCAAUUUUCCGUCCUCCCGCAUCAAUAUAUAGGUGUGCGCUCGAAUAAAUGUCGACUUGGAUUUGCCCGCCCACCGCUCAAUCCUGUUUUUGCUACGACAUGGACGCAUUCGGAGGGAUCGGAUCCAUUUGCUAAACCAUACAAGCCAAUAAACUAUGUCCCCGCUAAUUAUACGAUUCUUCAAUCGAUAACAAUCGACUCAUCUGAAUCGAAAGGUAUUCGACAAGCAAACAAACCAGAAUCAAUUGGUACAACUCGACCGCGUGUGCUCUUCAUCGGAUCGUAUCCAUCGCGUCAAUGUGGUUUAGCCAAGUUCCUGCAAGACUUAACGGGUAGCUAUCAAGGUCCUUACAGUGUCGUGGCCGUGGAUGAGGAUGGAGUAGAACCGUCGGCUCGGAACUACUCGCAGGAUAUCGUCUUUCGCCUGAAGCAAAACGAACGAGACGAUUACUAUGCCAUUGCCGAGAUGGCCAACUCAGAAGCAUAUGAUGUGAUCAAUGUGGAACAUGAAUACGGUCUGUACGGUGGCAUGAGUGGUGAAUACAUAGUGAUUCUUUUGGCUGCCAUAAGAAAACCUGUAAUCGUCACGAUGCACACGAUCCUAUCAGAACCGAACCCGUUUUAUCUGAGUUUGACACGGGCCAUCGUUGCCACAUCGACGCGCAUCGUCGUACUUUCGACUCACGGUCGGCGACUUCUCGCCGAUGUUUACGGAGUGAAUGAGGCGAAAAUUUCCGUGGUUCCUCAUGGCGUGCCCGAUGUUCCUUUUGCUCACACAUUAAACGAAGCGAAGAUCAAAUUGGGUUUUGAAGCAGAUCGUCCGAUCAUGGCCACAUUUGGCUUAUUGCACCGAAAUAAGAAUAUCGAACUGGUCUUGAAAGCGAUGCAGAGUGCUGUUGAAUCUGUCCCUAACAUUCUCUACUUAGUGCUCGGUCAAACCCAUCCACUGAUCAAAUUGAAGGAAGGUGAGACUUAUCGUCGUGAACUUGCAAGUAAUGUCACCGCAUUCAGGUUGACCGAAAAUGUGCAUUUUGUCGACAAAUAUCUGGAAGACAAUGAGCUCCUUUCGUAUCUGAGUGCAUCUGACAUUUAUAUCACGCCUUAUGCCAAUGAAGAUCAAUAUGUUAGUGGAACUUUGAGUUGGGCAGUGGGAUUGGGCAAGGCUGUGGUGUCAACGCCCUAUUUAUGUGCAAAAGAACUACUGGCUGACGGACGCGGUUUUCUCGUUCCAUUCGGAGAUCACAACGUUCUUUCGUCAACCAUCGUUAGAUUGACUCAAGAUCAAGAAAUACGCGAUGGAGCUCGUCGUAAAGCCUACAAGUUUGGCCGUCAAAUGACCUGGUCAAAUGUGGCUGAUGAACACGAGCACGUCUUUCGCGAAGUACUUCUGUAUGCUUGA
This is a messenger RNA of Didymodactylos carnosus, 1425 nucleotides long. Lineage: Eukaryota; Metazoa; Rotifera; Eurotatoria; Philodinida; Philodinidae. The record is from the annotation of a GenBank genome assembly.